Molecule: messenger RNA, 4564 nt
Organism: Cydia splendana
Lineage: Eukaryota; Metazoa; Arthropoda; Insecta; Lepidoptera; Tortricidae
Product: amidophosphoribosyltransferase-like
Exons: 14
Coding region: 362-2008 (548 amino acids)
Biological process (GO): purine nucleotide biosynthetic process; purine nucleobase biosynthetic process
Molecular function (GO): amidophosphoribosyltransferase activity
Source: RefSeq, a predicted model, not a curated record
GCUACUUUAAAAUCCUUGGAUCAGCUGAGAACAAGUUUGUCGAAAUUUAUUUUAUAUUAUACGACUAAGUAAUAUUGCCCUUCAAACGACCAAAAGUGAAUGCUCUUCUACGCCUUCUAAUUUUACUGUUGUAAUGUCAAAUGACAGAAGCAAUGCUACAUAAUGUUAGCCAUGUGGUUUCAACUUUCUAAGUUUUCAUAACAAAAUGGUUAGUGUUUUGUUUAAUUAAUUAAUAGUUUUAACACAAAUUAGUGUUCAUAACAUGAAGUUUACAUAAUCUAAUGCGUUACUUAAUGUAACAUUGAGUAAAACUGGAUCAUUUGUGGUUAAAAUCAACAAACAUCGGAAGAGUACUGGAACCAUGGACGGUCCAAAGGGAUCGUGUGAAGAGAGGCUAGCAGACAACUGCCAGUGCGAGGGAGAGGUCACUAUUAAAAGCAAGAGGCAUGGCAGGGGUGCCGUCGAAUCUGGACUUACACACGAAUGUGGCGUUUUCGGCGCCAUCGGCACCGGCGAGUGGCCCACGCAGGUCGACGUGGGGCAGGUCAUCUGUUUGGGACUCGUGGCCCUCCAGCACAGAGGCCAGGAAUCAGCCGGCAUCGUGACGUCAGAGGGCAAGAGCGCCCGCACAUUCAACUCUCACAAGGGCAUGGGGCUCAUCAACAACAUAUUCAACGAUGAAGCCAUGAAAAAGCUUAAGGGGAACCUCGGUAUUGGUCACACUAGAUACUCGACGUCGGCAGCAUCUGAGGAGGUGAACUGCCAACCGUUCGUAGUGCACACAGCGCACGGCGCGCUCGCCGUGGCACACAACGGCGAACUCGUCAACUGCUCCAGUCUUAGGAAGAUGGUACUUGGCCGAGGCGUAGGCCUCUCCACUCACUCGGACUCGGAACUGAUCACACAGGCGCUGUGCCUCAACCCCCCUGAGGGCGAGACCGACGGCCCGGACUGGCCGGCUAGGAUCAACCAGCUCAUGAGGUUGGCGCCCCUCAGUUACUCUCUGGUGAUAAUGCUGAAAGACAAAAUAUACGCCGUGAGGGAUCCGUACGGCAACCGGCCGCUCUGCCUCGGCAAGAUUCUGCCCCUAGGCUCCUCAUAUGCCUACAAAAACUCAUCAGAACGCCAUAACGAGGUUUUGAUGAACGGCAGUGCAAAGAACGGCAUAGACGAUAAAGCGGAAGGUUGGGUGGUGUCGUCAGAGUCGUGUGGAUUCUUGUCUAUUGGCGCCCGAUACGUACGCGAAGUGCUCCCCGGCGAGAUAGUGGAGAUGUCUCGGCACGGAGUCCGCACCGUGGACGUGGUGGAGCGGCCCGCGGACAAGCAGCAGGCGUUCUGUAUAUUCGAGUAUGUGUACUUCGCAAGAGCCGACUCCAUGUUCGAAGGUCAAAUGGUGUACUCUGCGCGUAUGCAGUGCGGCCGUAUGCUGGCCCGAGAGUCUCCCGUCGACGCCGACAUCGUAUCGUCCGUGCCUGAAUCGGGCACCGCUGCGGCGCACGGCUACGCUAGACAGUCCGGUAUUCCGUUCAUGGAAGUCCUAUGCAAGAACCGCUACGUUGGCCGCACGUUCAUCCAGCCGUCCACCCGGCUGCGCCAGUUAGGCGUGGCCAAGAAGUUCGGCGCGCUCUCGGAGAACGUCAACGGCAAACGCAUUGUGCUCAUUGACGACUCUAUAGUGCGAGGGAACACUAUUGGACCGAUUAUUAAGCUGCUUAGAGACGCGGGAGCCGCUGAGGUGCACAUCAGAAUAGCGUCCCCGCCCCUGAAGUACCCAUGCUACAUGGGCAUCAACAUACCCACGCGAGAGGAGCUCAUCGCGAACAAGAUGGAAGCGCCAAAGCUCGCCAAACAUGUCGGUGCCGACAGUCUCGAAUACCUGAGCGUUGAGGGCCUCGUGAGCGCCAUCCACUACAACAUGAAGUCGACGCCGAGCGACGGCGUGGGCGGGCACUGCACCGCCUGCCUCACCGGCGACUACCCCGGGGGCCUGCCGGAGGCCGACUGGUGAACUGUGGGGUAGGCUCGGAUCCAUUAACCUUCUUACCGUAUGUCUUCUUGAACAAUCGCGUCCCUCCAACAUUUAGGAGGGGGCUGAAUGCCAGCAUGUUUAAGACACAUAUACAUAUAAGUACAACUAGACAUUUACUGUUUCCUAAAAGUACACAGAGUACAUAAUUAAGAACUUAUUUUGUAUACAUUUUCCAUUUACGUUGUGCCUUAUUUUUACACACUGUGCCUUAUAUACUUUUUAAGUAUAACACGUAUUUUUUAGAGUAAGUAUUGUCGUGCUGGUUUCGACUUAAAUGAAUAGACAUAUUUUUUGUUGAUUACAGUAAAAUUUUGUUAAAUUAAUAUUAGACGCAGUAUAAGAGCUGAUUGACAACGCGCGAACUCGCAUGCGAUUUUAGUUACAUUGCGGACUGUUGGUUACGUCCAAUUCAACCGAUCGAUCAAAAACCGCAAUGUAAUGAAACUCGCAUACAAGUUCUCGCAUCGUCUAACUGAACCUUAAUUGAUAUUACAGCGGCCAUAAGUAACAUCACGAUUGACUGUUUGAAUAAGUUUUAAAGUUAAUACGGGCCAGCCACACUUAGCCGUAUCGACUUUAAUAUGUGUAGUUUCCAAGCAAAAAGUCCCACUCUGUCGCUUGCCAUAAGCCAUAAGGACGCUUUGACAGGUUAUUCGUAUAAAGAUACAAGCAAAUAUCUUCCUUAUGGUAAGCGAUAAAGUGGACCUUAGACUAGACUUCGAGACAUAAUAAUAAUAUAUUAUGUCUCGAAGUCUAGUCUAGGGUCCCACUUAAAUAAACAAAAACAAAAAAUAAAUAAAACAAAUAACAAACAAAUUCAAAAACAAAAUAACUGUUUCUGGGUCUUGGCUUUGGCUCUGGGCAGGGGUGCGAAACUCCUGACUUCGGCCAAACUCGGCUCCGCUCGGCUCAGCAUUGCUCCGAGCAAUUAUUAGGGUUGGCACCACUUGACUUCCUUUUGCGUGCACGACCACAGAUAAGAUAAUCACUUGAAUUUUGACAACCCUAAAUAGCCGAAAGGGAUAGUGCCAUAUAUUAGAAAGGGAUAGCAUGAUUCGACCCUGAACCGCUGUCAAACUUCGGUUUUGUAGGAAGUUUCCUUUCUGUACGGCAGUACUAUUAUUUAUUCUGUGCUCUGGGCUUUGGUAGCGAUAUUGCCGACGAACCGAUUGUCAGAAUUUUGUUGUGCAAUUUAGUAUCUUCUGUACACAGGACACUGGCUUUAAGGGCCUGUUUAAACAUUGAUUCGUGUUUAGUGCGAUUAUACCUGCAUUUAGCAACAAAUGUAUAAACACGCACUAUAGUUUAGUCUAUCAAUGUGUAAACGUCAGGGACCAAAUCUUGUGCUUGCAAGUGGGCUAGCAAAAUUUUACUGUAAUAUAUUUUUUAUUAAUUAUAACUAAUUUAAGGGUAACCCUCAAAUUGAUUCCUGUUUAUCUAAUAAAAUAAUGUACGUACAUAUUUUGUAAUCUAAUAAUUUAGUUUUUUUAUAGAAUAUUUGUGUCGUAGUAUAUUAAAAUUGCUCAAGUGUACGUCAAAUAACGUCUGUCAAAUCUUGAAGGCUUAGGUAAUUUUGAUAUGCGUUUAUAGUUAGAAUUUUUUGAGAUAUUCUAAUGUUACGGAACCAUUAGGACAUCUUAAAAAUUCUUACUACACAAUUGUACUUGCAUAUGGGUACUAAAAAUAAGUACCGUAUUUGCUAUAUAUAGUACAGUGAUUGCUGCGUUUUCGGCAGGUGUCUGACCAGCGGCGAUAGAGCGAUUACAAGUCGAUUAUUUUCAAGAAACGUCGUGCAUGCACUUAUCCUGUAUCAAUAAAAGAUACAUUUUAUCGGAUCGUUGUCUGUUUACAUUGCUAGCAAGUAAAAAUAGUGAGUCGUUCCGUCGGUCGGGCAUUUGCCUUAGACUGUAGCUACUAAAAUUGAUCUAAGAUAAUUCUCGAAUGGUUAGAUCUGACAUUAAAGUUCAUGGAUUUAAUGUUUAAUAAAUAUAUUGAAUAAAUGAUCGUGUCAAUUUAUAAUUUUUACAUGUUUUGCUUAAAUUAUGGACCAUAACAGUUACACAUUUUUACUGGUUCAUUAUCAGAUUACUAUUGUUUUAAAUUAAGUCUAUUAAUAAAAAUGCAUCCAUAUUUUAGAGUAAAGAACGUAAAAGCGAUUGUAGACCUUGUUAAAAGGGUAUACGGUUUAAAUAUCGUUGCCAUUUUUUAUACAAUAUAGUAAGAUUCACCAAAACAGAUGUGAAAUGAUCGAAGAAGCAAGUACGUCAAAUACUUAUUUAUUUUUUUGUCAUUUCAUUUGCGUCUUUGGCGACUCGAUGUGUAAAAUUGUAAAUGGCUACAUUGCGUAGUUGUAUCUUUAUUACAUUUCCAACUCUAUAAACUGGCUAAUAGAGUAUAAAUUGCAACGCGUUGCGUGCGAUCAGUUGACAGUAGCUGUAAAUUAAGUACAUUCCACCCUAUUGGUAUAGAAUAAGUUGUUGUACAAAUGUACAACUAUUAUUAUUGAGAAUGAAUUAAAUCAUUUAUUUGUAAUUA